This is a messenger RNA of Cladocopium goreaui, 3426 nucleotides long. NCBI's taxonomy places the organism in Eukaryota, Dinophyceae, Suessiales, Symbiodiniaceae. The record is from the annotation of a GenBank genome assembly.
AUGGCUAGCCCUGCAACUGCCAACCAUGGUGAGAUGGUCAAGGUCCUGAACCAGAUCAUUGGAUGCCUCAAGGUUGAGAUGGAUGUGAAGGGCCUGGAUGGGAAGCCGAAGUUUGCAGAUUGCUGUGAGUGGCUUGCGUCCAAGCUUGACUCUGAAGAGAGUCGAAAGGCCCAUGCAGAUGCUCUGAUGGAAUUGUUGGACUCUGUCAAGAGCAUUGUGAGCGCUGAAGAACAGAUGGUCUUUCAGGACUUGGUCCCACCUGUUGCUGCCUGUCAUGUGGAACAGAAUGGUGUGCUCCAUUUGGAAAAGUUUCCACUUCGCCUGUGGCAGCUUGGCAUCCAGGAGAACAGUCAUGUGAAAGGAGCCCCGGCCCUUCAUGGACCUGUCAGACGCUUCAGUGUUGGAGUGUCUAUUGGGAGCAGUGUCACCAUGGCAUGCCACUUGUGUGCUUGGGCAGUGCUUAAGUUGGGGCUUCUGGAUGAACUCGCUGCCGAUGUCAAGAAGGAGCUUGCGAAGCGUCUCAUUGGAGUCCUCUGUUUGUAUGGGACAUGUGAUGCCAAAGAGAAUGCAGAGGCCCAGACGAUGGAGAGUCUGCGUGUCAAGACAGAUGCAUCAGCCAGGUCCAGGCCAUCUGUGUACAACAUUCAUUUCAUGCUUGACAAGGUGGUGUGUCACAAGCAGAAGAUGGGUUCGAGGAAAGCUCGCCAAGAUCUGUUUCAAGAGAGUGUGACCAAGCACAACCGAACAGCAGUGGGCAAGGCAAAGCUGAACACGCAAGAGGUCCAAGCCUUGUAUUUCUAUGACCAGGCACCUGCUACCAUCCAACGGAUGCUCAAGCUGAUCUGGGGGACACAGAAUCCAAGCCAAACUGCUGUGCCUCUGACCUUGGUGGGGAGGGAUUUCCUACUGCCCAAGAAGUCCAUGUCCUCCAAGUUUCCAGCUGACACCAACCCAUUGUGGCAUGAGAUCAGCAAGCAUACCUGGGACAAGGUCGAGGAAUUCUUCAAGCGAUUGGAGACCAAGUGGAACUUCAAGCUCCAGGAGUACUAUAAUCGUGGCCAGAACCCUCCGAUCAACAAUGCUCAGAUCUGUGGCCCAUUCCGUGAUUCGGGCAAGGAGGCUGAGGUCUUCAUGAUGGCAUCUUUUGUCAAUCACUUUGAAAAGGACCUGAAGCAUGAGAUGGGUGAUCAAGAGUUCCUGAAGUUCCAGACAAGUUGGAGGCAAGGGACUCUGGACAAGCGACUGAUGCCAGAGGUGACGGCUGCCCGUGUGGAUUUCAGGUUGUCAGACUUGGGGCUGUCAGGCCAGGAUGCAGACAUGUCAGGUGAAGUCAAGUUGCCAGACUGCUUUGAUUGUGAUGAUGAGGAGAAGGAGAAGCUGCAGGACCUGAUCUCCUUGGCCAGAUCUUUGAAGAAGGAGCAGGACACCAUGCGAUCCUACAAGGCAAACCUGGCACGACACCAGACAGCAUCCCUGGCUGCAGAGAGUGAGUACCAGGCUGCUGUCUCUAAUUCAGUGGAUGCAGCAUGGAAGGACCACGAACUCUGGUACAGUGUCCAAGCCUGCAAGAACAUCACUGCGGUGCAAGCUGCUGGGAGUGCAAUCUUGCAAGGACUGGCAGCCAGACAACUCACUGACAUUGUGAACUUGGCAGUGAUUGGGGUGCUGAAUGUGCCUAUGUUAGGCAUGGCUGCUUCUAGCCACCUGAGGAUGGCGGUUGGGCAUGUUGCCUCUGAACUGGCGUCAAAGGCUGGCACCUGCAUCUAUGUGAUCGUCCCACCCAAUCAACCUGAGUAUGGGGCAGGAUCUAAAAGUGGCAAGAGGAACUGGCAUGAGAAUGUGGCAGCUCACUGUGAACUGUGGAAGACAGAGUUGGAAGCUGCUAACGUGAAGUUGCUGACAUGCACGGCUCUCUAUGACGAAAGCACCAUGUACUCAGAUGAGCGAGCGCUGGGUUUUCAGUUUUGGAUUGCUGUAGCUGCCUCUGUCAUGGAGAACCUCCCCAAGCAGAAUGUGUUUGGCUCAUCGACCCUCAUCAAGAGGAAGGCCAUUCCUGGGUUGGUUUCAUGCCUCCACAGGGCAGACAUGGCCAACUUUUGGAAGGAUCUGAGCUUCUCAGGAAGUGGCAGCACAAACCGAGAUCUUGAUGCGGAGAGGAGGCAGUUCUUCUCUGGGGCAGCUCUCUACUGUCAGCUGUUGAAAACCCUGUUUCAGGGGACCAAGCUGAAGGUGUCGAACAUGGUCUUCAUCAAGGAUGAGACAUGCUAUGAUUCAGAGCUGGCAAAGGCGGUUGGCCAAAUGAAUGCCAUGAAGGUUGGCAAUGGGAUGAAGACUUGGCCAAACCUGGCCUACUGUGUUUUGGCUUGGGCUUGCAACACUGGUGUGAAAGAAACUAUUGCCAAGAAUGUCAAAGAUGCGAUCGAAGGAUAUGUCAAGGGUGCAAUGUCGCGUGGUGAGUAUGCACUGGUGACAAUCCCUUUGCAGCCCAAGCCUGGCCAGAAGUCACAAGCCCCUCCCUUGGAUGAGUCAACCUUUGCUCUCACUGUGCCAGCUGCCAACCAGGAGCUCCACUGGCUGAAGUCGACCUUGGACAAAGGGAAGCGCUGUGGGAACAUGGUCUUGCCAAGUUCUGAGCCUUGGCAGAACAUGACUUGGCCAGACCUGGUUGCUGUGCACAACAAGGAGUUCAACCCAAGGGAGGCUUCACGCAACAAACGCACAGCGGAAGAGCCAGUGGAGGAGCUUCACCGCCAAAAUGUUGGUGCAGUUCAUGCCCUCAAGCCUGAUUCACACCCAGCCCUGGAUGAGAUGGGAAGGUGCAAGUCACCUUUGAACACCCAUGAGUGGUAUGUGGACAAAGCAGGCAAUCUGUACUGCAAGGCAGUCACUGAUUGCACCUUGAGUGGUGCCCUUUUCCCCGUGCAUGGCCACUUCAAAACUGGCCCUGAAGCUGCGGCGUUGAUGGAGGAGGCGAACGCAGGGCUGUGCAUCCCGUAUAGACUCACAGAGGAGUCUAUGGUUCUUCUCAAAUCAAAGCAGAAUUUGCCUGAAAGUUUGCAGAGCUUCAGUACUAUUCCUGGCUCGUUGAAGGAGAUACUUUCUGGCAUCACCCAGGCAAGCUUGCCAAACCCAGGGCUCCACUUGCAUAAGAUCCUCGAUGGGAAGGUGACGUGCCUGGAGCAUGCGGUCCUGAAGCCCACGAUCAUGGAGGCUGAGGGUGGUGGGGAUGAAAGUGGCCAAUUUCCACCUGCAGAGAUUUCGGCUUCAAAGCUGUCCCAAUACGUUGACUUGAGCAAGCUUGCGAGAGCUGAAGUGGUGUGUGUCCUUGAGUAUGACCAGGGCACCAACAAGCUCAAGGGCAUGUUGCCGCAAGUCUGUGCCAAGGACAUGUUCAAAAUCUCCAAGGACACAGUGGUCAAGAUGUGA